CUCGAUGUGCUCUUUCUAAUCAUGACCUUUGCUAUCAAAAUUGAUGACCAAUAUUCCUAAAAGCCCAACACAUUGACGUUGGGGUCCAGAACAACAAAAUGCCUUCCGUUGGGGGCGGCGUGGACCGCUUGGUAAGCUGUUCUUCACGACUCCAUCAACCCGCGUAUAUAAAAGUACGCCAAGUUGGAUUGUCACCUAUCCAGUACACUUCGAGGCUACUUGAGCAGUGAAACAACAUCUUCAAACCCUUCAAAAUGGUUUCUGGUGGCUGCUUUUGUGGAAAAGUCCGAGUCGAGUGCAGUGGAGACCUCACCACGUCGGCUCUCUGCCACUGCUCUGGCUGUCGCAAACUCACCGGAACUCUGUUCACCUACAGCUUUAUUGUCAAGUCCGCCGAUCUGAAAGUCACCGGUACUCCUAAAGAAAUCGCGAAGACUGCGGACAGCGGCAACCAUAUCAAAAACUAUUUCUGCUCGGAUUGCGGCACUCCGCUCUACGGGUACAAAGUGAAGCCCACUGGAGAGCCCGAGGAUAUAACAAUCCUCCGGGCGGGAAUUCUUGAUGAUGUUAGUCUUCUGGAUCAGAGAAAACCUCAGGUGGAAAUCUACACAGAAAGUCGUAUAGCUUGGGUCUGUCCUCUUGAGGGGGCUGGUCAAUUUACCGGUAUGUUGCCGAUAUGAGCAAUCUGGAAGCUCUCAGACGGAAGUAUUUUUCGAUGGCACUUUUUACUUUUGUACAAUAGACAUAUAAUCUCAUAUUUCACUAAGGUGUGCAUCAUUC
Messenger RNA from Aspergillus steynii IBT 23096, 780 nucleotides. RefSeq names its product GFA family protein. The transcript has 3 exons. NCBI's taxonomy places the organism in Eukaryota, Fungi, Ascomycota, Eurotiomycetes, Eurotiales, Aspergillaceae. The record is from RefSeq and is a predicted model, not a curated record. The coding region runs from base 255 to 680 and encodes 141 amino acids. Gene Ontology annotation, molecular function: carbon-sulfur lyase activity.